UUAUAGCUAACAUGGCAAAGCCAAAAUCUUAUCUGAUCAAUUACCACUAUCGCUAUCUUCUUAGUUUGUUGAUAUUCACGUGUACAUGUUCAGCACGCCAAUUACCACGUCAGCCAAGUGAGUUCAACGAGUGCCAACUUGAUAGCAUUGAUGCAUUGGAACCUGACAACCGCAUCCAAUCCGAAGCUGGUUUGACUGAAAUCUGGGAUGCUAAUCAUCACCCUGAGCUACGAUGUGCUGGUGUCUCUGUUCUCAAACGAACUAUCAAUACUAAUGGCCUUCACUUGCCAUCUUAUGUUGCAUAUCCUGAGCUCCAUUUUGUAGAACAAGGAACGGGAGUAUUAGGAAUGGCAAUUCCUGGUUGUGCAGAGACAUAUGAAGAGCCACAAUGGGAAAAAGGAGGAAGGCCACAACUACAACAGGACCGUCACCAGAAAGUUCGUUACCUGAAACAGGGUGACCUUAUAGCUAUUCCACCUGGAGUUCCUUACUGGACAUACAAUUACGGUGAUACCCCUCUCAUUAUCAUCACUCUCCUUGAUACUUCCAACAAACUAAACCAACUCGAUCGAAUCCCUAGAAGAUUCUAUCUUGCUGGUAAUCCAGAAACAGAACAUCAAGAAAAACAGAGUGGAAGAAAGCACGGUGAAGAACAAGAAGAAGAAAGCAACAACAUGUUCAGUGGGUUUGAUUCACGUUUCUUAGGACAAGUUUUGAAAGUGAAAGAAAGCAUCAUUAAGAAGCUUCAAUCUCCAGAUGAAGAACAUAGAAAGCACCAAAUCAUACACGUGAAAGGAGGUCUCAGCAUUAUAAGACCACCAUUGGAACCAGAAAUAAGAUCAGAAGAGGCAAAAACACACAGAGAGCAUCAUGGAGAAAAGAAAGUAGAGGAAGAAGAAGUGGUUGAAGAUGAACCUGGUAAACGAGAACAUCGUAAAUGGCGAAAAGAGACAAGACAACACAGAGAAGGUGAAGGUGAAGGAGAAGAAGAAGAAGUUGUAGAAGAAAAAGAAACGAAAACUAAAGAGCGUUUUUCUCACCAUGGUGAAAGAAAAACAAGACGCGGUGAGAGAAGAGAAGCAGAGGAAGAAGAAUUGAAAGAAGAGAAACAAAGCAGAACAAGAACCAGAGAACACGAGGGACAAAGAGGUAAUUUUCUCGAGGAAACUGUUUGCACUUUGAAGCUUCAUGAGAAUAUUGCUGAUCCUUCACGCGCCGAUGUUUUCAACCCAAGAGCUGGUCGUAUAAACACAGUCAACAGUUUGACUCUUCCGGUUCUCAAAUCGCUUCAUCUUAGUGCCCAAUGGGUUAACCUCUACAAGGAUGGUAUAUUUGUGCCACAUUGGAACAUGAAUGCGAACAGUGUCUUGUAUGUAACAAGAGGGAGAGGGUGGGUGCAAGUAGUAAAUAAUGAAGGGAAAUCGGUGUUCAAAGGAGAGGUUAAAAGGGGUAAAUUGUUGGCGGUGCCACAGAAUUUUGCGGUGGCGGAACAAGCUGGGAAUGAGGGAUUGGAAUACAUAGUUUUUAAAACGAAUGAUAGAGCUGAGAUUAGUACAAUGAUAGGACGUGAUUCUGCUAUAAGUGCUACACCUGCUGAAGUACUUGGUCAUGUUUUUGGGCUUAGUCCACAGGAAGUGAAUGAGCUUAAGAAUAAUCGUAAUGAGGGUGUUUUGGCUACUCCUGAUUCAAGAAUCCAUGAUGGCUAUAUUGCCAUGGUGUAAUGUAAUCUUUUGAUGUAAGAUUACUAGCUAAUAUGUAAAAUAAAGGAAUAAUACUGAUAAAUUUUGUCAUUGCUCUUGUAAUGUAACCUAUAAAUGGUUGAUUAAGGUGUUAAUGCAAACAUGGCCAUAAUGUGUUGA
Messenger RNA from Trifolium pratense (red clover), 1859 nucleotides. RefSeq names its product legumin type B-like. The transcript is spliced from 4 exons. The coding region runs from base 12 to 1721 and encodes 569 amino acids. Gene Ontology annotation, molecular function: nutrient reservoir activity. The record is from RefSeq and is a predicted model, not a curated record. Lineage: Eukaryota; Viridiplantae; Streptophyta; Magnoliopsida; Fabales; Fabaceae.